AUGGAGACAACCAGCUCCUCUCACGUCAACUUCUUCCCAGAGUCUAAUUCUCCCUUCGCCAGUUGUGCAACAUUUUGCAGCACCCCGCUGAGUGUACAGGCCCCGGAGACCCCCAAAGCCCCUGUAGCACCUAUCCCAGGUGCCGGUAUCGGGACAUUGGAACAAAGCCUUGACCUGCAAGGCUGCAGGCUUGUAUCUCUCUGCGGGAUCCUUCUCUCUGGACCUCAGCGUCCUCGUCUGUACAAUGGGGGCGUUGCAUUCUUAUAUGGCAAGCACAGGCUCGGAAGAGAGCGGGGAGAGAAGCCGCACAGGGGAGAGAAGGGGUGGGCCCGUGGCUCAAGGGAGUUCCCCCUCCGGCCCGCAGGGGGGCGCUGUGAGGGAGCAGAGCCGGGGAAGGGGAGGCCCCUCCCUGCAGGGAGGACCAGAGGCCCGCGCUCUGCCCGGGACGGACGGACCAGGGUUGAGGGAGGCAUGCAGGCCAUGGCCGCGGGGACGCCUGCUCCGGUGCCUGUGACUUUCGAUGAUGUGACCAUGUAUUUCACGGAGCAGGAGUGGAGGAACCUGGAGGAGUGGCAGAAGGAGCUUUACAAGCAUGUGGUGAAGACCAAUUAUGAAACCUUGGUCUCGUUGGUUUUUUGCUGCAACAAAAAGUGCUGCUAUAAAUAUUUUGGUUGUGCCAUUCCCAAGCCAGACUUGAUCACCUGGAUUGAACAAGGGGAAGAGCCAUUCAUCAGAGGUCAGGAAAACUUAGGGACAGAAGACCUGGCAAUAGGCUCCAGAGCUGAUGAGCAUCUUGACUUGAAGCGUACCAAGAUGCAGCUGCUUUGUGGAGUCUCUGGAUCUUCAAGUUCAAUACAUCAGGAAAGCCAUAGACAUGACCCUCAGAACCAGGACUGGUCUGAGCCCUUACCAUUCCACUGCAGUGAGUGCAGCAAGAGCUUCACUCACAAGGCUCAAUUAACCAAGCACUUGAGGAUUCACAGACGAGAGAAACACUUCUGGUGCACACAGUGUGACAAGAACUUUGCUGGAAAAUAUGAAUUACUCCGGCACCAGCUUCUGCACACUGGGGAAAGACCCUUUCAGUGCCCCAAGUGUGACAGGAGCUUCCGCCAAAAAGGGCAUCUUCUCCGGCACCAGCGCCUGCACACAGGGGAGAGGCCCUUCCAGUGCCCAGAGUGUGAGCAGUGCUUCAGGCUGAAAGCCGACAUGAAGGCCCAUCAGCGCCAGCACAGGGGAGAUAAACCAUUCUCCUGCAGUGAAUGUGGUAAGAGCUUCACCAAACAUUGUUAUCUCAAUGAGCACAUCAGAUUGCACACAGGGGAGAGGCCCUUCCAGUGUCCAGAGUGUGGCAAAAAUUUUCGAAUGAAAGCGGACAUGAGAGUCCACCAGAGAAGACACAUCAAGGCCAGGUCAUUCUGCUGCAGCGAGUGUGAUAAGGCAUUCCCCAAGCAGUCUAAGCUCACAGCCCACAUUAAGGUGCACACCAAGAAACAGCACUACAGGGCCCUGCUGUUUGGACUGAUGGACCUUGACUGGGGUUGAGGCAGAACUGUAACAUACAAGGUGAGAUUAUCAAGUACAGACUCAGAGUCAGUGCUACAGUGGGAAGGGACUUAAAAUGUUAUCUGGUACAACUCCUCUGCAACAUUCUUAAUUGAACUCGAAUCACAAACCGAUAACUUCAAACCAUUGGUUAUAGUUCUGUGUGGAGCAAGCAAUUGCUUGGUACCCUGUCCGCAUAGCAUCCCUCCAGUUGUUCUGAGUAAAGUCUGGCCAAUAAUUUGAGUGACCAAACUGGACCAAGCUGUCUUUGUUCAAAAAUGAAGUAAAACUAAGAAGGAAGGAGGCCGGUGUUCUCAUAGGCCUUAUUAGCCAACGUGCAAGAGGUUACCAGAACAGAUCACCUCUCUGUUGGUAAAAUAUUCUCACUCUUUGUAAAAGCCUGGGAAGUUAGGCCUUGAAAGACUGAGAGACAACCCUGAAUAAACCUAAGUAAGGAAUAAAUAGUCAGUAUGAGAGGGAUGGAAAUCUUUGCCCUACCUAUCUCAAACAUGAAUGGGUGAAGCUGGACACCCUGAAUGAAGAUCCUAUUGUGGUCCCAGUUUCAUCCUAUUGUAGUUGAGGAACUUGGUGGGGUUGCUUCCUUGAUACAGUUUUCUACUGACACAAUAAUAAAUGGAGCCUCUGUCAAUCUGAGAGCUCAUCAGUUGGUGUGGAGAUUCAUCUGACUGCAGUGAAGCCAUGCAGUCUCCCCAGCUUGUGCAGAGCUCUCUACUGAGGGGGGAUACGGUGGAAGUAGACGUAGUCCCUGCUGGCUCAGUCUAAUGAGUGAUUCCUCAAAUAUAGUGACUUUUGGAAGACUUAAUAAAGCAACAUAUGACCACAGGUGAAUGUAGGCAAACAUAUCUCAGAAGUUCCUAUGAGCUCUGAAGACACCAACUAACAUUGUCAAAAUUUACCGAAAAAGCCUUCGUGGAGGAUUUUGGGCUGGAUUGGGUAGGUAUGUGAGAGGCAUCGGAGGCAAGGAAAGUGGACUGCAGAAAUCCAUCAGGACUAGCUUUAGCUGAAGAAAAAUGACUGGGCGUCGUAUUAAGGUUUUUCUAGUAGGAGGAGGGUGUUGAAACUGAGACUCAGGAGGUUAAAUGUGACAUAACACAGAGGCAUUGUGAUGUAUUAGAUAAAGUACUUUUGAUGGGGGUUUAAAUCUGCCCUCUCACGUUUAUUAGUUCUGUAACCAUGAACAUGUUAUUUGACUCAGAACAUCAGUUUCCUCUUGUAUAAAAUGUAGAUAAAACCUAUAGACGUACCUCACAGUUUCUGUGAACUCAAGCUAAAUGAUGCCUGUAAAGCACUUUAUAAACCUUAAAGCACUAUGUAGUUGGCAAAGGCCAAGUAAUUAUUUUUGGAAACUUGUCUAAAUUCUCCACUGUGCAUUUUUGACUUGGUGACCCUUACUUAGGGCAUCCUCCCAACUAAUGUUUUCAAACUCCCAACAAAUAUUAAUCUUUCAGAUUCCAGAAUGAGAAAUAAUGAUUCCUGGGAAUUAGUCAAGGAUCCAUGAAAUCAUGAGUUAUUCUGUAUUUUUGAUAACAUUUUACUUAUGCUUUUUAAAUAAUAAUGAGUGACUAUAAUAAACAGUGAAUCAUUUUUCUGUG
Messenger RNA from Vombatus ursinus (common wombat), 3158 nucleotides. Its product is annotated as gastrula zinc finger protein XlCGF26.1-like. The transcript has 7 exons. Gene Ontology annotation, biological process: regulation of cytokine production; regulation of immune system process; negative regulation of transcription by RNA polymerase II. Lineage: Eukaryota; Metazoa; Chordata; Mammalia; Diprotodontia; Vombatidae. Bases 1 to 1545 code for a protein of 514 amino acids. The record is from RefSeq and is a predicted model, not a curated record.